AUGCCUUCACACUUAAGGAAUCAAGUCUCCUUUGAACCAAUUCCGGUCCACGCUACUUACCACAACUUCUCCACCUUGACUUCAUCACCGAGACAGAAGAUGUCUUUGACUCAGACUUACUACAUCGCCUCCUCCGCGAGGUCGAAGCUGGGCCGAGAAGCCAGCCGAGCCGAUCACAACCUCCGACUUUUGGUCGGCCACGCCAACUUGCUCGACAGCCUCAUGGUGGAUCUCGCCGACGCUGAGCGAGAACAAGAGGCAUGGUUCAACCAGUCCGUCCGCAAAGCAUCCAAGCCAGAGCCUUCUCGAGUUGCGCAGUGGACUUCCGCCAUCGAGGAGCUCGAGGAGGAGUCAGAUGACGACUCAGACCUUGAGUCCGAAGAUGGUUACGACACUUACGAAGAUGAUGUCAUGGUUGAAUUACCACAGCCCAAGGCUCUUCCAUCACCCAUUGAGAUCACAGCCGCGGAGGUAACCGCCAGCGAAGAGCUCGACGAGGAUGAGGACGAAUACGACGGCGACCUCGCACUCACACGCGUCAUCUCACGACACUCACCACCCGAACUCACCUCCGACUCAGACGAAUCCGAAUCCGACGAAGAGUCAAUGCCAUCGUCGCCCGAACAAUCAACAUACGAUCUCACGGAAAAACAAAGACGGAUGAUCACCACCAGCAGCUUCUACGAAAUGCAAGACGCGGUGAUGCAACAGGCAUCAAAUCAUCCUCUGAUCGCUGCUUGCUGA
Messenger RNA from Dissoconium aciculare CBS 342.82, 744 nucleotides. RefSeq lists its product as uncharacterized. NCBI's taxonomy places the organism in Eukaryota, Fungi, Ascomycota, Dothideomycetes, Mycosphaerellales, Dissoconiaceae. The transcript has a single exon. The coding region runs from base 1 to 744 and encodes 247 amino acids. The record is from RefSeq and is a predicted model, not a curated record.